Molecule: messenger RNA, 648 nt
Organism: Volvox carteri f. nagariensis
Lineage: Eukaryota; Viridiplantae; Chlorophyta; Chlorophyceae; Chlamydomonadales; Volvocaceae
Exons: 4
Coding region: 1-648 (215 amino acids)
Source: RefSeq, a predicted model, not a curated record
AUGGAUAACACGGCACCAUCAUACCGUCCGGAAUUCGCGGCGCAAGCCAGCUAUGAUGAUACCCCUGCGCAGUAUCAUGCGCAGGAAGAGGAGCAGCAGACGGAAGGAUUGGCACUGCACCCUGCCUCCCCAUCUUUGCACGACAGACUAGCAGCAGAGCGGCACGUCCCUCGGCCCGUCCCGUCACUCGGGCUCGAGGAUGCGGGUGCGUUGGAUCUGGCGGCUGUGGAGGCCGCAGCCGGCUUGGGCACGGAAGAGGCUGCCCAGCUGCGCAGGCAGGCACAAGACGAAGUGCUGGCGGAGCUGAAGGGCGAGGUCACCCAGAGGCGGCAAGCGGUUGCAGGGGAGUCUCAGGAGAUGAGCCACGUGCUGCCGCACCGCCACCACCAAGGACAGCCGCACCGCCACCACGGUAUCGGAGAGGAGCGUGGCCCCGGUUCUGAAGCGCCUGAUAGAUGGUUGUUGUUGUUGUUGGUGGUGGUGGUGGUGGUGGUGCUGGUCCUGAUGGCGGCUGUUGCAGGUGCGCUACUCAAGUUCGCGCGGGCAGUGGCUGCAGAGCGACACGAAUCAGUCCGUCACGUGCUGGAGACCGUACCGGCAGUUCCCGUAGAUAUCCGUCGACUGGACAGCAAGUCGGAUGGAGAUUAG